AUGGCAAUCAGCUCCGUCCUAGAUCGCUUUGUUGAGCAAGCACCAAGCAUCGUCCAUUGGAGGGACGCGCAUGGCAAAGUUCGCCAUACGAUGGACAUGAAGAGCAGAAACUUUUCCCGUUUCAGCUACGAGGAUAGGCCGUACAAGAACGCGCAGAGAAACGGAUUGAAGGCUGAAGGCGUGACUGAGAGCGGAGCAAAGGUGCACUGGGAUGGAUUUUCGUGGACUCAAGAGAACUAA
This is a messenger RNA of Ceraceosorus guamensis, 240 nucleotides long. RefSeq lists its product as hypothetical. NCBI's taxonomy places the organism in Eukaryota, Fungi, Basidiomycota, Exobasidiomycetes, Ceraceosorales, Ceraceosoraceae. Bases 1 to 240 code for a protein of 79 amino acids. The transcript has 3 exons. The record is from RefSeq and is a predicted model, not a curated record.